GAAGUUUCUUAAACUGCUGAAAGAAGAGGAAGGCAUCAAAGGACUACUCACGAUGGCACAAUCUGGAAACAUAGAUAUCAUUGCUCAAGUGGCAAGAGGGAUGGCAAAUUUUGCAAAGUGUGAAACUCGAGAAAUUAUGCAAGGGCGUAGAAAAGGUCGUUCUCUUCUCUUGGAAGAGGGUGCUCUUGAAUGGUUGACUUCAAACUCACAUAUUGAGUCAGCAUCAACACAACGUCACAUUGAGCUUGCGCUUUGCCAUUUAGCUCAAAAUGAGGAAAAUGCGAAUGACUUCAAAAGGACAGGAAGCGUGACAGAGAUUGUAAGAAUAUCUGUGGAGUCGAGUAGAGAUGAUAUUCGCAGUUUAGCAAAGAAGAUACUCAAAACAAACCCUUACUUCUCAAGCUGAAGAAGAGAUGGAAGAAAAGACAUGUACAUAACAGAACUGGCGAGUUGUACAGAUUCUUAGCUGAGUCUGUGAGAAUGUCAUUAGAUUGACUUUGUGAUUGGGAUGACAUAUAUAUGGACGACAACGACAAUCAAGGAGAGACAGCUAAGAUUCUUACAAUAGGAAUGUUAGUUUGUAAGAACUGAUUUGAUGCUGUAUACUGUCUCCGUUGGAUGUGGAAUCCAUCCAUUGCUAAUUUUUGUGAACAGUUUUCAUGAUU
Camelina sativa (false flax) is the source of this 665-nucleotide messenger RNA. The record is from RefSeq and is a predicted model, not a curated record. Lineage: Eukaryota; Viridiplantae; Streptophyta; Magnoliopsida; Brassicales; Brassicaceae.